Molecule: messenger RNA, 2037 nt
Organism: Hemisphaericaspora subhashii
Lineage: Eukaryota; Fungi; Ascomycota; Pichiomycetes; Serinales; Debaryomycetaceae
Product: biotin--[acetyl-CoA-carboxylase] ligase
Exons: 1
Coding region: 1-2037 (678 amino acids)
Biological process (GO): protein modification process
Cellular component (GO): cytoplasm
Molecular function (GO): biotin--[biotin carboxyl-carrier protein] ligase activity
Source: RefSeq, a predicted model, not a curated record
AUGAACGUUCUUGUGUACACCGGUCCAGGGACUACAACCGAAGGAGUAAAGCAUUGUUUAGAAGCUUUACGUAUCCAUUUAUCUUCCUAUUAUGCCGUACUUCCAGUCAAUGAAAAGAUUAUCCUUAAUGAACCAUGGAUGAGAAAGACCUCGUUAUUGGUAAUGCCAGGAGGAGCAGAUUUACCAUAUUGUGAAAUAUUCAAUGGGAAAGGUACUGAAAUCAUUAAUAAAUUUGUCAAACAAGGUGGGAAAUAUAUUGGAUUUUGUGCUGGUGCAUAUUUCGCCAGUGCAAGAUGUGAAUUUGAAAUUGGAAAUCCAGCAAUGGAAGUUAGUGGACCAAGAGAAUUGGGAUUCUUCCCCGGGAUUAAACGGGGGUGUGCUUAUAAAGGGUUUGAAUAUGAGUCUCACCGAGGGGCUAGGGCUGCCAAGCUUGUUGUUAAUAGUGCAAUCAUGCCUCAUUCUCCUCCACAUGUUAUUAAUUAUUAUAAUGGAGGUGGGGUUUUUGUUAAUGCCUCCCAAUAUAAGAAUGUUGAAGUUUUGGCCAGAUAUGAAGACAAGACCGAUGUAGAUGAUGUCGAACAAGCAGCAGUUGUGCAUUGUAAAGUUGGAAAAGGUGAUGUCUUAUUGACUGGGACUCAUCCUGAAUUCACUUCACAUUUAUUAAAACCAGAAGAUGCACAUUUCCAAACCAUUAUUGAUACAUUACAAGAAUAUGAUCAUAACAGAAGAUUAUUCCUUAAAGAUUGUUUAGAGAAGAUUGGGUUAAGAGUGGAAAAAGAUGUUGAUAUUUCUAUACCCAAUGUAACUCCUUUAUACGUCACUUCCCCAUUUAAUCCCGAUAAAGUAAGUGAGCUUUAUUCCACUUUAGACAAGAAUCUAGACCUUAAACAUGAACAUUUCUAUCAUGAUCAAAAUGAUAUUUUUGUAUUCCAAGAUGAAUCUCAUCAAGAAUACCUGAUCGACCAUCCCGAGAAACUAGAAGAACCCCAGGAUGAAUACGAUCCAACAAAGGCAGUCAAGCAUGUUAAGUUGUUAACAUCAGGUGAACUCCCAAACUCAAAAACAACCCCAUAUUUCAAUAUCAACCGAUAUUUUGAUUCCUUAAAACGACUCUCUGGUGACAAGAUUGGAACAUUUGGCAGUAUACUAGGAUAUGUUGAAGUUACCACGUCCACAAAUACGAUUAUGGACAAGAAUCCUGGAUGGUUACAAUAUUUGCCGGAAGGAUUUGCCAUCACCGCCAGUACUCAAAUUGCAGGUAGGGGUAGAGGGGGCAAUGUUUGGGUCAAUCCAAAGGGGGUUCUCGCGACCUCUAUUCUAUUCAAAGUACCUAACUCACCAAAUGCAUCUUCGACAGUUGUGACAAUGCAAUAUUUAUGUGGAUUGGCGUUGAUUGAAUCUAUUUUAGGUUAUGGAAGUUCGGAAUCUGGAAAAGGAAUUGGAUAUGAAGAUAUGCCAGUCAGAUUAAAAUGGCCAAAUGAUAUUUAUAUUCUUAAACCAGAAUAUUUCAAUUCAUUGAAUGAUAAAGAUGAUGUCAGUUCAACUGUUGAUGGAGAUGAAGAAAAAUAUGCAAAAGUUUCAGGUGCAUUGAUUAAUUCUCAAUUCCUUAAUGGUCAAUUCCAUUUAGUUUGGGGUGCUGGUGUAAAUGUUUCUAAUGCUGCACCAACCACGUCAUUAAAUUUAGUUUUAGAAAAGUUGAAUGUUAUUAGACUAGCCAAAGGAUUACCUAAAUUACCAACAUAUGAAAUUGAAUUAUUAUUAGCCAAAAUUAUGUUUAAUUUGAAUCAAUUUUAUAAUGAAUUUAGACAAUCAGGAUUAAAACCAUUCUUACCGCUUUAUUAUAAACGUUGGUUCCAUUCAAAUCAAUCUGUAACAGUUGAUAGAGAUGGGAAAUUAAGGAAAUGUGUUAUCAAAGGUAUAACCCCUGAUUAUGGACUUUUAAUUGCCAAUGAUGUAAAUACUAAAGAAGUUUUACAUUUGCAACCAGACGGAAAUUCAUUUGAUAUUUUUAAAGGAUUAGUUUACAAAAAGACUUAG